AUGUCGUAUCGCCAGGUCAUCUACACCACCGCGCCCGCUCCGGCGAUCGAUCCCUCCCUCACAUCCGGCACUUUCCGCCUCAGGACUGUCCCACGCCCUCAAAAUGUGCCUGCCAACCGGGUGCUUGUGCGCGUGCACUAUCUCUCCCUCGACCCGGCUAUGCGCCAGUGGCUGACUGCUAAACGGUCGUACAUUGAGCCAGUUCAAAUUGGCGCUGUUAUGCGUGGACAGAGCAUCGCCCAGGUCGUCGAAGUGGGCAGCGACCUGCGCUCCAAGUUCAACGUCGGCGACUGGGUCACGAGUUAUUCGGGGUGGCAGGAGUAUGCGGUCCUCUCGGAAAAGGCCGUCGAGAAAGUCACCAUUCCACCCGGUGGUCGUCCCACCGACGCGCUGUCGGUGCUCGGCAUGACGGCCCUCACCGCAUACUUUGGCAUGAUCGAGGUCGCAAAGCCUCGCGAGGGCGACACGGUCGUCGUCUCCGGAGCCGCCGGUGCAACAGGUAUGGUUGCCGGUCAGAUCGCAAAGAUCAAAGGCGCAAAGCGUGUCAUUGGUCUGGCUGGCGGAAAGGACAAGUGCGAUUUCCUGGUCAAGGAGCUGGGCUUCGACGUGGCCAUCGACUACAAGGCUCCCGACUGGCGGAAACAGCUCAAGGAGGCGACCCCCGAGUACAUCGAUGUCUACUUUGACAAUGUCGGGGGCGAGAUUCUGGAUGCCUGUCUCGCUCGGGCCGCAAAGGACUCGCGGUUUGCGAUCUGCGGUGCCAUCAGUCAGUACAACGCUGCGAAGCCGCAGGGUCCGACUGCGUUCAUGAACGUCAUUUCGCAACGAAUCAUGUUGAAGGGCUUCAUUGUAUUUGAUUAUGCGGACAAAUACUCCGCUGCCCUCCAGGAGCUGGCCUCCUGGCUCGUUCAGGGGAAGCUCAAGCGCAAGGAGCACAUUGUAAAGGGCGGGCUGGAGUCGGCACCCCAGGCGCUCGUGGAUCUCUACGCCGGCGCCAACACGGGCAAGAUGAUGAUUGAGAUUGCUCCGGUGAGCGAGGCACUUGGAGUAAAGUCAAAGCUGUAA
Molecule: messenger RNA, 1065 nt
Organism: Aspergillus calidoustus
Lineage: Eukaryota; Fungi; Ascomycota; Eurotiomycetes; Eurotiales; Aspergillaceae
Source: the annotation of a GenBank genome assembly